CUGAAUGAUGCAUUGAACUGCACGGGGCGGAGAGGCUUUGAUUUCUGCUGAUGGUAAACACAACCGUUAGCCGGAAAGCUAACGGUUCAGCCCGCUUCAUUCUGCGCUGCAAACAUCGCGCUCACUCCGUUAACUCGCCAUUCACCGAUUAUGUGGCGCUUUGCCGUCAAAUUCUCGGGCAAAUAUCUGUUUACAGGCAUGGAAAACAUUUAAGCGCUUACAUUUGUGACAAGUAAGAGCACAACGGGUCAUUCUCAAGGCCACGGAUGGAACCGGGGCGGCAGCGUGAGAAUCCCCCCGGGUCCGGGGAGCCCGAAACAGGCGAGUGGAGCGAGGAGACCUCCGGGGUGGAGGCUGGAGAGAGGGACGUUACCCUUAAAAACAGAAGCGGGGAUGGCGGAAACGAGGAGUUAAAGAGUAAACCGGAAAACAGCGACAUGGCAGUGAAAGAAAAGGAAGAGUAUGAUGAUGAUGGGCAGUAUGAGGAAGAGUUGGACCCCAGGAUUCAGGAGGAGCUGGACCACUUGAAUGAGGCCAGUGAUGAGAUCAACAGACUGGAACUACAGCUGGAUGAGGCGAGAUCCAGCUAUAGGAGGAUUCUUACAGACUCUGCACGAAAACUCAACGCUCAAGGCUCUCAGCUGGGAGCUUGCAUUGAGAAAGCCAGGCCUUACUACGAAGCUCGUAGGCUUGCUAAAGAGGCUCAACAGAAGACCCAGGAGGCAGCGUUGAGGUACGAGCGAGCUGUCUCCAUGCACACAGCUGCCAGAGAAAUGGUUUAUGUAGCUGAGCAAGGUUUAUUGGCUGACAGGAACACAUUGGAUCCUACCUGGCAGGAAAUGCUAAACCACGCUACAGCCAAGGUGAAUGAAGCAGAGGAGGAGCGAUUAAGGAGUGAGAGGGAGCACCAGCGCGUCACUCAGCUCUGUCAGGAGGCAGAGGCGCGUGUGCAGACCCUGCAGAAAGCCCUCAAGAGGGUCAUUAUCAAGUCCAAGCCUUACUUUGAACUCAAGGCGCAGUUUAACCACAUCUUAGAGGAGCACAAGUCCAAAGUCGUCCAGCUGGAGGAGCGGGUGGCGAAGGUGAAGACCCGAUAUUCCGUCGCCCUCCGCAACCUUGAACAAAUCAGCGAGCAGAUCCAUGCACAAAGGGGGCGUCUCCGUGCCGCCAGAGAGCGCAACCGAGCCCGUGGUGGGCGGAGUUCACCGGUUGGGGCGGAGUCAGAGGGUGUUAUCCAGGCGGGGGCGUAUGGGGGUGUGAUAGCAAAUCCUCUAAUGGAUAAUGACUGGGCAGAUCAAGAGAAAACCAGGCAGUGGGUGGAGAAACACAGGGAGGCAGGGUGGGGCCAGAGAGAACAGGCAAAGAGGACAGGGUCAGACUCCAUGUCGGUCAUCAGCCUGCAGACCAUCGCCUCUGACCUGGAGAAGUUUGAUUCGGUGGAGCACCUGGGCGAUCUGAGUGACGUCGGGAGUAUAAUAGGAGAGGAGAAGGAUUCGGAGAGCGAGAGAGGAUUUAGGGCUGACGAUAGACGAAUAGUUAGAGAGGUGGGAAACAUCUCAAGGCAGGACAGAGGUGACGUGGAUAAAGAUGACUCAGGGACGGAAAGGCAGCAAAGGGAUAAGGAGAGGGAGAGCUUUGUGAAACAGCACCACAGAAGUGUUAGUUUGUGAGAAAACAAGGAGAAAUUCGAGUUGUUUGCUAAUCCACCCUGGUCCUGAAGAGCUUAACCUUGCCUGCAGGCUUUCAGGCGAGCUUCUCGGCAGACUACAAAUUAAGAAAAAGACCUUGAACAACAAACAGUUAGUUUAAGGGGAAGUGUGUAGUUUAUGUGCCACCAAAUGAAAUUGUGAAUAUAAUUAUGCUUUACAAAAUGCGCCUCGCCCUAAACUCACCCCAUUGGUUAAGCCAUCGUUGCGCAAAUGUAUGUACACUUUUAUGAAAAAUUACACACUUCCACCUUAAAGGGAUAGUUCACACAAAAAUCUAAAUUUUGAAUUUCUGUAUGCAUUUUUUUCUAAUAAACACAAAAGAAGAUAUUUUGAUAAAUGAUGGUAAACACACAGCUGAUUGUAACCAGUGCUGGGGAAAGUUACUUUUAAAAGUAAUGCAUUACAAUCAGUGUUGGGGGUAACGCAUUACAACUAACGUGCAUUACGUAAUAAUAUUACUUUUCUGAAGUAACGAGUAAAGUAACGCACAGUGUUUCCCAUACAUUGACUUACUCGUAGCACACCGCCACGGAAUCAACACUGGCCGCCACAAAUAGAUUUUUCAUGAUCCCCAUUUACAUUUAUAUUUUAGUGUUUAAAAACGUCUUAAUUCAUUGUUGGAAGCACCAAGCGCGCCCCCUCCCUUUCUCUAAUGUUGCAUGCAGCGCGCGCCUCUCUCUCUCACAUAACCGUGAAAAGGUGAUGGUUUUUUCAAUGUCCGUUCCUCCGUAUACUUUCUUUUUCGCGUAAACGUCAACAGUCACAGAGUUUACUGACAGAGAAGACGGCGAUGAUUUGACGAAAGGUUAGCAUUAGUGUUUCCCACACACACCCGUUCUCACCCUCUCUAUGAUGCGGUAUGCCUGCGCACGUGUUUUGUAGUAACUUUGUGUAACAGUUACUUUGUAUUCUCUCAUAUUUCUCAAUUUGCACCCAAUUGUCUGCGCUAUACGUGACAACAAAACUCACAUUUAAAAAAAAGGGCUCAUAACAAGACAUUGAUGAGAAGAACAACAGCAGUAGACUUCAAUGUAAAUGUAUGGUGAUUUAUAGACCAGCUGUAAACAUACACGUACGUUUCGUAAUUUCUUGUUAUUUUGCGCGUUUCUUUCAAAUAUAAAAGCGCUUAAGCAUUUACUUGCGUUCUAGGCGAAAAAACAAGUCAGUGGCAAGUCAGUUCCUGAAAACCACGACACAAACUUUAAAAAGUCAAAUUCACUUCUCAGAGGCACAGAACUGUUCCUGAAACUGACGUUCUCCCCAAACUGAAAUUAAACACAGUGUUUCGAGUUUUUCUCGAAUGUGUCAUGUUGUUGAUAUCAGGAAGCAAGGUAACAUGCACAUGACGACGAGAGAGGUGACCUGCUUCGCAAUCGAGUCACGCUUCCCACUUCUGAAUGUUUUACGUAAGCAAUAAGGUACGAGAAGGCUGUGCUGUAUCGUGAAAAGUAACGGCUGCGGGAGUGAUACAGCACUUGCCUCGAGUACCUUAUUGCUUUUAUAAAACGGUUACCACACAAUAUUGCAAUUUCUGAAUGCAGAACUUUUCAGUCAUAAAAACACCUGCAAGGCCUGAAAGAGAUCAAGCCUCAGCCAAGAAAAAGUAAUGCAAAGUAACUAAAAAGUAACGUAAGCAUUACUUUCCAUGAAAAGUAACUAAGUAACGCAAUUAGUUACUUUUUGGGGAGUAACUUAAUAUUGUAAUGCAUUACUUUUAAAAGUAACUCUCGCCAACACUGAUUACAAUAUUAAGUUACUCCCCCAAAAAGUAACUAAUUUGUGUUACUUAAUUACUUUUCAUGGAAAGUAAUAUUUAUGUUACUUUAAGUUACUUUUGCGUUACUUUUUCUUACUUGGCUAAGGCUUGAUCUCUUUCAGGCCUUGCAGGUGUUUUUUGUGACUAAGAAGUUUUGCAUUCAGAAAUUGCUUAUUUUCGUCGCAAAAAAUGUCAAGCUCUGGCUUGCCACCUCCGUUUCUGAUUCAAACUGUUCAAUCGCUCAGACGAGCACAAAUUGAGUGCGUAGUUCUAUGUAACUAUGUUCAGUUUAAUUCGGUACAUAAUUUUUUUUAUCAAAAUAUUUAAACUGAAAAGUAACUAGCAUUACUUUUUUUAAAAAGAUACUCAAAUAUUAAUGUGUACAUUUAUAAAGUAAUGCGUUACUCUAUUCGUUACUUUAGAAAAGUAAUAUUAUUACGUAAUGCACGUUACUUGUAAUGCGUUACCCCCAACACUGAUUGUAACAACUGAUUUCAAAGAAAUUCAAUGGGUAUCAUCAUCAACUGUGUGUUUACCAUCAUUUAUUAAAAUAUCUUCUUUUGUGAUCAUCAUAUAAAAAACCCAUACAGGUUUGUAACAACAUUUUUUGAUGAACCAUCCCUUUAACCCCAUAGUCGCUAACAGGCUACCGUACGGUUUACAUGAGAUGUGGGAUUGUCCAGGGGCAGAAAUGAUUCCGAAUCAAUUUUCAGAUGUAAGCAAUAGAGUAAUCAAGAGAAAAAAGAAAGUAAUAACACAUUUACACUGAUUGACAUGACAUUAUUGUAAUGCGGCACUAUAGCAGACGUGGUCAGAAUGUUCUCUGCAAAUUAAUGAAUAACAAUGAGAUGGGGGGUGGGGGUUCAGUCGGUCAGCAGUGAUUUGUUGUUCUAGCUCUCUCAUCAUGACUAUUCGCUACCAGAUCGGUCUAGCGGGUAAAAACAGCUAACAGAAAAUGAAGGAAACUAAAGACAUUGAAGUAAAACUGGUUUAAUUGUAAAACCCGCUCAUGUGUGCGAAUUCACGCGAGUUAUUUCCCCAUCAGAAUUUGAUCUAUAGGACUAAUGCCUUUGUUUUCCAUCUCCAGAUUUCUUCAGCUAGUAGAUAUCUGGAGUAAUGUUUUGUUGAGCUGUAGAUCAUGGCAUUGUGCAAUGUGCAGUGCAAAAUAUGGCAUCUUCAAGAUCAUUUAGCUCCUUAAACGCAAAUGGGUGUUUUCACACUUGGUUAAUAUCAGGGGUCUGAGAGAUGUUUGAGAGUUAUCUUUAAAAUUAAACAGAUCAUUUUGAAGGGAUAGUUCACCCAAAAAUGAAAAUCCUGUUCUUUUUUUAAUCACUCUUAAGUUGUUACAAACUGUAUACAUUUAUGUUUAAAAUUUAAAGGGAUAGUUCACCCUAAAAUGAAAAAUCUGUCAUCAUUUUCUCAUUCUCAUGUUGUUCUAAAUCUGUAUGAAUUUAUUUUUUCUGAUGAACACAAAAGAAGAUAUUUUAAUAACUGAUAAUAAGCACACAGCUGAUUGUAACCAUUGACUUCCAUAGUAGGAAUACAAAUAUGAUGGAAUUCAAUGGGUACCGUCAGCUGUGUGCUUACCAUCAUUUAUCAAAAUAUCUUCUUUUGUGUUUAUUAGAAAAGUUUGAGGAUGAGAAAAUGAUGCAAGAAUUUUCAUUUUUGGAUGAACGGAGCACCACAAAAUACUAUGGAACUCAAUGGUGCUCAGAAACGGUUUGGUUACAAACAUUGCUCAAAAUAUCUUCCUUUGUGUUCAGCAAAACAAAAAAAUUUAUACAGGUUUGUAACAACAUGAGAGUGAGAAAAUUAUGACAGAAUUAAAAAUUUUGGGUAAACUAUCCCUUUAAGAUGUUGUCUGACUUCAAUAAAAAAAAAAUUAAUAGUUAACGCAUUAUAAAAACAAAUGUUACCAUACAAAGGUAAUGAUGACACACACUGACACUGAGGAGAUGAAUUUCUGCUGCUGCUGAUUAUUUUAUUGAGUUUUAUUUUAUUUUUAAACAGUACAAAAGCUGUAAAAUGAACAAACCCAUGCAUCGUCUGUCGGAAACGAGACUGCACUUAAAUGUUGUUGAAUGAAGAAAUUUCUUGCAGUUGUAUAGUUAUUGUGUUGUUUCUAAUAAAAAAUUAUAGUACGAGAGAAAAAAUAGAAAGAAUUUAUAUUGUAAUGGAGUGGGUUACAAAAAACAAUUGCGUGAAUUGUAAAUGAGCUGUGACUUGAGAAUGAGAGCCCACUUUCUAAGUCGAGCGUGAAAACACCCUUAGAUGGUUUUUCAAUGGAGAGUACUGUAUACACUGUAAAAAAAUUACUUUUAAGCUAUUCAACUUGAAUUGAACUUUUUUGACUAGUGAGAAGUUGUUAUAAAUUAUAAAAAUUAAGUUGAAUUAUUUUUAGAAUUUACAGCAAGUCCUCACUAGUCAAGAAAGUUCAAAUUAAUUGUAACAUUUAAUUGAUUCAACUUUAAAAUUUAAGUGCAACAAGGAAUUGUUUACAGUGUACGAAUCGUCCAGGUACGAGUUAAUAAGGGUUUUGUCUCAUCACGGAGAAAUGUUUACAAGUGUGUCAAUCCUGCUGGAUUUUUAAAAGAACAGUUGAAUGAUUCUGAUGUGCGCUUGAUAAUGUAAGUUUGUGUUGCAGACACGCACUAUAAAUUCAUGUAAAAUGCUAGCUGUUUGAACAAACCAUGCUGUUGGCUGUACAGUAUUGUUUCUGAGUUUACAUCCUGCUCUCCUUUGCCAGUUUUUCUUUUUUAUGUAGAUGUUGUAGCUUUGUUCCUCACAAACCCUGUAAAUUCUGUAUGAAUCCACCAUACCAAAUGGAAGAUGCUUUAUAGAGUUAAUACAGUAUGCUGCUGCUCAUUCAUUAGGUCACGUGAACUCUAUGUAUAUACAUGCUGAUGUAUGAUGAAUACAAAUAACCCAUAUGUGAUGGAUAAGUUAUUCUGUAAAUGUUAAUUUAUUGCACAGUUAGAAAUAUUAAAACUUGAAUUUACC
Messenger RNA from Paramisgurnus dabryanus, 6465 nucleotides. It is a transcript of the gene sh3bp5lb, whose product is annotated as SH3-binding domain protein 5-like, b. Gene Ontology annotation, molecular function: protein kinase inhibitor activity. Gene Ontology annotation, biological process: intracellular signal transduction. The record is from RefSeq and is a predicted model, not a curated record. Lineage: Eukaryota; Metazoa; Chordata; Actinopteri; Cypriniformes; Cobitidae. Gene Ontology annotation, cellular component: cytoplasm.